Amoebophrya sp. A25 is the source of this 4731-nucleotide messenger RNA. Lineage: Eukaryota; Dinophyceae; Syndiniales; Amoebophryaceae. The record is from the annotation of a GenBank genome assembly.
GAGCCACGCUUGUGGAGUUCGAUUUGAUGAGUAGCCGCCUUUCUGGUGGCUUGAUCUCAUUUUUCAUUCUUCAUUCUUUCGGCCAAUUUCCUGAACGAUAGUGCACAUAGUUUGACGCUAAAGUAGAUUGGGAGAGGAUGAAAAUGCGGCGUCGUGCCUGCCACGCGGCAGGAUGUCUUACUGUUGCUUGCGUGGCCGAAGGUACUCAGAGCAAUGGCAUUGGCAAGGUUCUGGAAAUGCUUGCUACUAUGAAGAAGAAAAGCGUAGAGGAGCAACAGGCGGAGAAAGUAACGUUCGCGAAGUUCUCGCAAUGGUGUGAUGAUACCAAGACCGAACUAUCAGCAGCAAUAAAGAAGGGAGGGCAAAUGAUAGACGAAUAUACGGGAGCAAUCGCCAUGAACGAAGGAAAAGCAUCAGAACUCGCAAGCGAAAUAGAAGCACUAGCAAGUACCACGAUUAUACAACUUCAUCUUUCUACAACGUACAACUAGUGGUAGAUGAAUCAAUUCAUGUCUCUGCGACGAAGAUGAUGGUCAUCACUUCUUGGUCAUCUGCUUUUGAUUGGAUAUUUGAAGCAAAUCGCUUGGUCAUCUGGUUGGAUCAUUGUUCGGCAUCAGUCAGCUCGAUUGAUGACAAUUUGUAGUCGUGUGCACCCACGAAAAAACUAGUUGCACACUAUGGAUUGUCUUCAACGAAAACUGACUGAUGCCAUGCUGCUAUUGUAGUACUGAUCUCUGCGAGUUACGUCUGAGAAGAUUCUAGUAGAACUAGUACUAGUAGGCUACUAAUUAGACUUAAAACCGCCCCCCUAUGUCGUGCACGACCACGCGUAGAAUCUGUGUCACCAGUACCUCUACCACCGUUGAAAAAUGCUUUUAAUAUCCACUUCAGCCGAAGCAGCAGCACUAGAGGAGAAAAAGAAGACUGAAAUCGAUAGGCGAAAUGCCGAGUCCCACGAAGCAGCCCAAGUUAAAGCCGAAAUCCAAGAGAACAUAGUGGCAGUCGGAAAGGCUAUUGAUGUACUCAAUUAUGGCGGUUGUUGUUGCGAAUGGUGGAUAAAUAAACGAGCAGCUUACAGAUGGAGGAGGCCUCUACCUCACUUCCACGGCAAAUUGACGUUGUCGACAUUGAGAGAGAUGUGACUUUUGUAUUCUCCUCAUGUAUGAUGGCACCUAGCAUAGCGCGUUCACAAAAUGAAUCAAAGCACAAGUAGUUUUCGCGCUCCCCUUGUCUUUAGUCGUAGUCCAAUUUACCGUGAGGUUGUUGGCCCGCUCUCUCUAAUUUGAGGCGCAGCCAAAGACCGUAAGCCUAGCACAGACACGCAAGACCGCUCUUAUGCAGAUGGAGUCCUCGUCCAAGAUGACCCGACGACAAAAAGACCUCGUCAGCCUUCUCGUCACUGGUACUACUACUGGAUUUAGAUUUUUUAGAUUUUACUUUGACGGAAAAUACGAUUGAGAAUUGGCUAUACUGGACUCUGACUAACAACUACCACACAGGUGUCCCAGCGUUCGAGAACCAGUCAGGAGGGGUUAUCAAGAUGCUAGAAGAUCUCAUGGAUCAAUUUGUCGGUGAGAAAUUCAAGGCCGAGAAGGAGGAUAGCAUCAAAGCGCAAGCCAGCGAUAAAAUUGUACUGACUUAUUUCUUUUCAGUACACAGUUAAUAUGGUUACCAGGUACUAAAAGUAUACCUUUCUCGCGAAGAUGAGUAGUUCGUGAAUAUUCUCAAGCAGAACAAAGUACAUGAUAGAGAUUCGUCUUUGUUCAUACGCACACACCGUUCCAUCAGGUAACCAACCUAAACGGGCAAAUCCGACUUGUGACGGAGGACAAGACCCGGUCUGAAGGUUCCAAGGCCAAGCAUGAUGCUGCUGCAGGUAAGGCUGCCCAGGACAAAGCGGAUGCUGAAGAAACACUCGGUAAGAAUCAGGCGAACGAGAAGAAGGUCGUUUCAACCUGCGCCAAGAAACAUGAUGAUUAUGAAGAAGGAAGUAAAGAACAGAAGAGACUACCAUUUUUAUCUUUCUCAAUCUCACACUGACAUGAAAUAGUCCUCCUCUAACUCUUCAUGGCCGUGCGUGAGAAUGUCCGCGCUGGUGAGAUCGAGGCCUUGGACAAAGCAACUGAGACUAUUGAGGGCAUUGCGGGUUUAAAAACUGCUGCAGGCUUGGCACAGACCUCCUUUCUGCAAAUGACUUCUCGACGAGGCGGAAACGAUAGACAAGUCGCUGUUGUUAUGGGCCGCAUAGAUGAAAAUGUUUUAGAAGAUUUAGAUUUCUAAUCGAGGAUUGAAGCGGAGCAUCCACUGACUACUUUGUGGAUAGAUGUGUAGAUAGAUAAGUCUCGUGGUAAUCUACAGAGCUAGCACUUCUCUAAUCCUCAGAAGGCCGUCGAUAUGUUGCGUCGUGCAGGAGAAGGACAGCGGUCAAAGCGAUUGCAGCUUUUGGCACUGCAGAUGGAGGGACGGGAAUCAGGACCGUUCGACAAGAUCAUGAAAAUGAUUGAGGGCAUGAUCCAAAAACGUACUUUUUUUAGAUUAUUUCCUAGAGGUGAGCAGUCUUGUUCUCCUUUACAGUUUUGAUUUUUGAGAAGAAUUUUUGGGAGUUUUUCGGAAUCAUACCCGUCAUUGUUCAUCUUCAACCCACACAUCAGUCGAGAAAGAGUCUGCCGAAGAGGAAGGAAAGAAUGCUCAAUGCGUGCAGAUGAUGACCGAUAACAAGGAAGAUAUCGCUGACUCGCAAGAGCGCUUGGAUGCGUUGAACAUCGAAAUUGAAAAGCAGACCGCAACCGUGGAGUUAUGGAAAUGAUUUAGUUUAGAUUUAGAAUUUCGGCUUGCUCAGUGAUGGUAAAGAAUGAUACCCACAACUACUGCUCCCUACGACUAAAAUCCCUCAUCUCACCUCCCUCGUCCGAAAUUCUAAUCCCCAGCAGCACCCAAAAGCUCGCUGAGCUGCAACAGGAGGCACAUACGUCGAGUGCUACUUUGGCCACGGCUGCUCGGGUGCGCGCGGAAGAGAAGAAGGAAAAUGCUGCCACUGUGGCAGAUGCCAAGGUGGGCUCCGAGGCCGUUGACAAGGCUAUCGGCAUCCUCAACGACUUCUACGGUGAGGCAGCCAAAAGCGAAUCGCUUGUACAGACUGAACAGGUAAUGUUACUGUGUAUACUUUGUCUUUGCGCUUGAGUUGUAUGAUUUAGAUUUUUUAGAUUUCCUGAUCUCACCUCGCAACUAACGCGUUAAAAUAUUGACUCGAUUUGCAUUUAGAACAAAACCUCUUCGUCAAUCUCGAAGUGUACAGACUCUUGGCAAAAGCUCUGUCCCCUUCCUCUUCAAUCAAUCUCAUUCAAUCUUCUUCACACCAGGUCGACGUCUCCGACAUGCCAGGAACAUUUGACGGACCGUACCAAGGACAGCAGUCUAUGGGUGGCGGUGUGGUCUCCAUCAUGGAGGUGAUCCUCUCCGACUUCCUGAAGCUGGAGCAGGAAACCACUGCCGCAGAAUCCGCUGCCCAAACGGCAUAUGAUUAUGGCUAGAAGAUGUGAACUACAGAGUCAAACACAACAAGAACUGUGAAUCUAAAUUAUCACCACAUGAUACGAUGAGAGGGAUCUUCUUCCAUAGUCUAUAACCUAAUCAAAGAGCUUAGUAGAAGCUGGAGCACGCUCCUACUUAACAACAUGAACAACAGUCAAACCUCGCCCUCUGCGUCUAAUCCAGGACCCUCGUCCAGGACGAAAAAGAGGCCAAGGCUGCUCGCGAUGCCCAGAUGAACCAUUUGGAGAAGGAAAAGGCUGACGGGAAAGCCGCCUUGACGCAGGCUACCUCAGACCUAGGCACCGAGAAGGAUACCAUGAAGGCUGCCACGGAGGCCAAGCGCGUCAUCGAGGUCGACAAGGGCUGCGUCUUUGGCGCAGGAAAGACCCCAGAUCAGAUGUUCAAGGAGAGAAGCGAUGCACGCAAGGCAGAGAUGGAGUCGCUGGAACAGGCACUGGAGGUGUUGAAGGUGCAAAUGUAGUAAUAACUCAAGGGAAGUUUAUUUUUUUAGAACGUGUGGAUGAAGGUUGUGGAGGUUACUUCUAGAGUUUGAAUAUAGAAGUAAAAAUCAAAAAAUGAGGUUGACGGGUCUUCAUAUGUUAUUGAUGUGACUAAGUUUAGAUUUUGUGAAGACAGGCCUAUUCCGUUGAUGUACGACUGUAGAUUGAAGAUUCAGAACAUCGACAUUGCUUUUAGACGAGAAAAAAAUGAACAACAUCAUGAAUGGAGCAUAGGGAUAGGUAUCAUUUUUCUGUUAUUGCAUAAAAUGAACAGAUGACGGCUGGCUUAUCGCAGCAUGCAUUACUCCAAAAACUCCCGUGUUUUCUAACGUUCACAAUUCAACAAGGUCCCCUGGAAACUACACAUUUCAGACAAUAGAACAAGCAAAAGUAAUUCCAAUUUCAUUUCAACAAUCACUGUUUUUUCGAUAUAUAGUGUGACUCACUUGCUCCUUUCGUGUAUAUUGGUUUCCGAAUAGUAUGCAGAUUCAGAUUGUAUUUGUGACUCAGACUUGAAGGGGUGUGCAUGUUGUGAGCGGGCGUUUCAGUCGUUAAAGAAAAGCAAAGCAAAAGCGGGUCCAGGUGCUGGCAAAAGUCGUGGAGAAACCGGUCUCCCCCCGCACUUGUGCUGCCCCAUAUUUCAGAUGACGGAAGCGUGGAAACAGCAGCACUGCCAGAUCUUUCUCUCUGUCGAUGGAGG